AUGAGAAGCAAAUCCAUCUUAGCUGGUGCCGUUAAUGUUCCAAUUGAACCAACAUCAAAUGUUGACUCACGAACGACAAACAAUAUUGUCAUAAAGAACUAUAGUUCGGAGUGUUUGAAAGAAAAAGAACCAGAUCUUAAGUCGGUGAAUUUAAACUCAGCUUCAAACGCUAACGCUACAUCAGAUGUUAAGUUAGAGUAUCCACCACUGGACCAAAUUCUUUCAAGAGAAGCCAACGACAACCCUUACACAAAUGUUCA
Trichomonas vaginalis G3 is the source of this 260-nucleotide messenger RNA. RefSeq lists its product as uncharacterized. Lineage: Eukaryota; Parabasalia; Trichomonadida; Trichomonadidae. The transcript has a single exon. The record is from RefSeq and is a predicted model, not a curated record. The annotation marks the transcript as partial.